AUGGCAUCAGUCUCCAAAGCAGCUAAAGGAUUCUCUAUCGACUUCUCGGGCAAAUGUGUCAUAGUCACCGGCGGCAACCGUGGUAUUGGCCGUGCCAUCUCCGAGGCCCUUGCUGGGGCAGGCGCACGCGUCGCAGUCAUCUACAGAGGCUCGAAAGAUGCAGUCCAAGUGGCGGAGACCAUCGGAAAAGAGAACAAUGUCAAGUGCAAAGCCUUUAAAUGCGACGUUUCUGAUGCAGAGCUCGUGAAGAAAGUUUUCAAACAAAUCAACGACGAGAUGGGUCCGGUCACCGGCCUAGUUGCGAACGCAGGUGUCUCCGUGGUAAAGCCUGCGCUCGAACUUACGAAGGAGGAUUUCGAUAAGGUCUACACCGUGAAUGUUCUGGGCGUGUUCAACGCAGCACGGGCCGCCGCGAAGCUCUGGGUUGAUGCCAAAUACCAGGGCGGAUCGAUUGUCAUCACGUCCAGCAUGAGCUCUCAAAUCAUCAACCAGGUCGCGUCCGGAAAGCCGCUCACACAGGUGUUUUACAAUUCAUCCAAAGCCGCCGUAUCGAAUCUCACCAAGGGGAUGGCAUCUGAGUGGGCACAAUACGCGAUACGUGUUAAUGCUAUCGGCCCCGGAUAUGUGGAAACCGAUCAGACAUCAGGAAUGGAGAAGUCGAUUCGAGACCACCAGGCGGCUCAAGUUCCACUAGGUCGCUUUGCGAAGCCACAUGAGAUGGCACCUCAGACCCUGUUGUUACUAUCUGAUUACGCGAGUUACAUGACGGGACAGGAAUACUUCGUUGACGGGGGUCAACUGGUUUUCUGA
Molecule: messenger RNA, 810 nt
Organism: Fibroporia radiculosa
Lineage: Eukaryota; Fungi; Basidiomycota; Agaricomycetes; Polyporales; Fibroporiaceae
Exons: 6
Coding region: 1-810 (269 amino acids)
Molecular function (GO): oxidoreductase activity, acting on the CH-OH group of donors, NAD or NADP as acceptor
Source: RefSeq, a predicted model, not a curated record